UCCACCCUCCCAACAAUGGAAGAAGAAACGAAACACCGCUGGCUGUGAUGUGAUACGUUUCCCGUUAUUUUCUUCGGUCGAACGACUUUGGGAAUAGACGUUGGUUCUUUCUUAAGUUUGGUGUCGGUUGCAAAAAACCCAGAGAAAGCGUGGGAUCAUUAGAGAUGUCUGGACGUGUGUGCGCCAGCAUUCUCCAAAGAGCUUCUAGCUACACACUGAUACCUCCAUGGUCGGCUUCAUCUCAGUUCAUUCAGUGUUGCCUCUUUGAAGCACAACCCACUUCUCAGCCCCGAUCAGCCCAUCAUCGUCACUUCUCAUCCCGGCGUGCCUCCAGAGUAGAGCGAUCUCAAAGUGGGCGACACCUUUCAACUCGUCAGGACAUCGACUUCCAACUCAACCAAGUCCAGAUCAACAGUAUUCUUCGAUCUAACGAGCAGACUGUAAUUGUUCCUGAGUUUGAUGGCCGAGGAAUCAGUGCUGUCAGAAAGUUUGAGAGUAACCAGCUGGCUGCUAACACCCCUAAUGAGGACCGCCGCAGUGCAGCCACAUGCCUACAGUCAAAGGGAGUGCUCUUUGGAGUGUUUGAUGGUCAUGGGGGCUGGGCGUGUGCACAGGCUGUCAGCGAGCGGCUUCUGUACUACACAGCAGUUGCAAUGAUGCCAAAGCAGAGCCUGGAGGAGCUUGAGAAAUGCAUGGAGCAUGGCAGACCUGUUCCUCCUAUUUUGCAGUGGUACAAACACCACUCAGAUUUCAACUAUCGUGAAUCUGCAUCACUUUACAUUGACCACCUUAGGGUGUUCUGGCAAGAAUUACUGGACAGUGAGGAGCAUGGGGAAGGCAUGAGUCCUCCUGAUGCUCUGGAUCGUGCUUUCAAAAGGCUUGAUGCAGACAUCUCCUUAGAGGCUCAAGUUCCUCUCUCAAAUGACCUGAUGAAAAGCACAGCCAUUCAGGUUGCAUUUGCUGGAUGCACUGCCUCUGUGGCUCAUAUCGGAACAGAGGGGAUCCAUGUCGCAAAUGCAGGUGACUGUCGAAUAGUACUGGGGGUUCAGGAGGAGGACGGUUCCUGGAGUGCCUUACCCCUUUCCCAGGACCACAACUCCCAAAAUGAAACUGAGGUGGAGCGCAUCCGCGCCCAGCACCCGCCGUCAGAGAGGGACACAGUGGUCACAGAUGACAGACUUCUUGGGGUUUUAAUGCCCCUGCGUGCUUUUGGUGAUGUGAGAUUCAAGUGGAGCCAUGAGUUGCAGCAGAGCGUUUUAGCCAGCUUGGAGUCCGGAGUAGAUCUGGACUCUCUCAAUCUGUACCAGUACACUCCACCUAACUACCUAACUCCACCCUACCUGGAUGUAGCACCUGAAAUUACCUAUCAUAAGCUCCGACCGAAAGACCGCUUUCUAAUACUCGGCACUGACGGCCUGUGGGAUGAACUAGGGAGUGAAGAGGCUGUGCAACUUGUUGGCGAGCACUUGAGUGGGAUCCACCUCCAGGCUCCAGUUUCUCCAUCAGAGAGGCAGUUGAAAUUGGGUCAAAUGCAUGAGCUCUUGCUGAAGCGUAGGGCCCGGGCCUCCCCCGCUCUGGACACCAACGCUGCCACACAUCUCAUCAGGCGUGCUCUCGGCACUGGGGAGUAUGGAGAACUCUGCCAAGAAAGACUGGCUUCUAUGCUGGCUCUGCCAGAGGACUUGGCUCGUAUGUACAGGGACGAUAUCACAGCCACUGUGGUGUAUCUGAACUCUAACCUGGCCAGACCUCAAAAUGGCUGACAGGAGGGUUUAUGUGAACUAAACUAACAGCUAGCUCCAUCCAGAGGUCUGUACUACAAAUUUAGCUCAACAUACCCAGGCUGUCUUUGAGUUAUCUGGCUGUACUAAUUCAAACAAAUCAGAUCACACUGAGCCGUCAAAUGGAGUUUGUUAUCAACCUAAUAACUAAACCCUGAGUGUCCAUGAGCAUGUUCAAGUAAAAGGGGUGGAGUUAGUAACAGACCAGUUAUAAACAAAAACCAGUCUAACAUCAGCAGAAUGUCGUGUGUCACAAUCUGAGUAAACCGUUAAAGCUGUUGUAUUAGAAAGAGGACAUCAGCAUCAACUUUGAUAACACCCUUUUAUUCUGUUACAUUAAUUUGUGGCUUUGAUGUAUUUUUGUUUCAUAUAAAUUAUUACAAAAAGUAGGUUUUGUUGCGUUUUUAACAGUCUUGAUUGUUGAAGGAUGACUGUAAGGCCUGUCACAAAUUUAUUUCAUAUAAACAGGAAACCUUAAGUUUUCAUUGCUCUCUCUCCCUCCUCACCUGCAAACACCUCAGAGAUGUUUGCGAUUCAGAAACCUGAUUGGUUGUUAGCAGUGUAUUGCAUAGAUGAUCCUUCAUCUUGAUCAUAACCUGCUCUGAAGCGGGUAAUGAAAACCUCGAGUUAACCCCAAAGUUACUUUGCUUAAAGCAAAUCCUCAUGAGUAGUACAGGCCUCUGGUCAUGGCUAAACAAUACUCCAGGCCGUUAGUUUCUGAAACAUCUAGGGCCUAUAUUAAAACCUGUUACCAAAAAACAUGAAAUAUACAUAUAUAGAUAUUUUGAAAUGAAGUUCCCUGUCUUUAAUGCAAAUAGUUUUAACAUAUUAUAAAUCCAUAGGAUUACAUCAACUCUAUAUUCAUAAUAGAUGUGUCUACCUGGUCAAAGCACAUUUUGUGCAGAGAGGCUUCGCUCCUAUUCUUUAUUCAUGAUUUUUUUUUUAAAUAUACAUUACCUUUGUUGAAUUUCAAAGAAUGGAAAGUAGGAGUUGAAAGUUCAGAGUAAUGCACUCAGUUUGCUCUUUACUUGCACCUUUGUUUCAGUUUUUCUUGCACAGUUCGCUUGAGACAAUCAGUCCAUGAGAUUUUUGUCUACUUACUUUGAUGGUUACUCUUCGUUUGUGUAAGCUGUGAAGUAUACUUUCAGUAAAUGUUUUGUCCUCACUGUGAAUGUUAAAAGUGUUGUACCUCCACUCACUCUCUGUGAAAACAUGCAGGCGCUUCUUAGUAAAUAUUUAAGAUUA
Messenger RNA from Cheilinus undulatus (humphead wrasse), 3026 nucleotides. It is a transcript of the gene pdp2, whose product is annotated as putative pyruvate dehydrogenase phosphatase isoenzyme 2. Gene Ontology annotation, molecular function: cation binding; protein serine/threonine phosphatase activity. Bases 165 to 1763 code for a protein of 532 amino acids. Gene Ontology annotation, biological process: protein dephosphorylation. The record is from RefSeq and is a predicted model, not a curated record. The transcript is spliced from 9 exons. NCBI's taxonomy places the organism in Eukaryota, Metazoa, Chordata, Actinopteri, Labriformes, Labridae.